Molecule: messenger RNA, 13750 nt
Organism: Erinaceus europaeus (western European hedgehog)
Lineage: Eukaryota; Metazoa; Chordata; Mammalia; Eulipotyphla; Erinaceidae
Gene: APOB
Product: apolipoprotein B
Exons: 29
Coding region: 56-13252 (4398 amino acids)
Biological process (GO): triglyceride mobilization; cholesterol homeostasis; cholesterol transport
Cellular component (GO): low-density lipoprotein particle; mature chylomicron; very-low-density lipoprotein particle
Molecular function (GO): low-density lipoprotein particle receptor binding; cholesterol transfer activity
Source: RefSeq, a predicted model, not a curated record
CUGGAGCUCAGUCUGUGGGAGUCAGGAGGCGAGGAGCCCAGCCGCUGCAGGGGCCAUGGGUGCCCCAAGGCUGUUGCUGCUCUUGCUGCUCCUUUCUGGGGCCUGGGCCCAAGACGGAGUGCAGGGGAAAACCAGCCCGAGCUGUCCAAAAGACGCGACUCGAUUCAAGCACUUCAGGAAGUACGUGUACAGUUAUGAGGCUGAGGGUACCAGUGAGCUCCCGGGCACAGCUGACUCCAGAAGCUCUACCAAGAUCCACUGCAAGGUGGAGCUGGAAGUCCCGCAGCUCUGCAGCUUUAUCCUGAGGCUCAGCCAGUGCACACUGAAGGAGGUGUCUGGCUUCAGCGCCGAGGGCAGGGCCUUGCUGAAAAAGACCAAGAACUCGGAGGAGUUUGCUGCCGCCAUGUCCAGGCAUGAGCUCAGGCUGGCUUUUCCCGGAGGGAAGCAGGUUGUGCUUUACCCAGAGAAGGAUGAACCCAAGCAAAUUCUGAACAUCAAGAGGGGCAUCAUCUCUGCCCUGCUGGUGCCCCCAGAGACGGAGGAGGCCCGACAAGUGCUGUUUCUGGACACUGUGUACGGGAACUGCUCCAGUGAUGUGACAGUGAAAGCCAGGAAGGGCACCGUGGCGACUGAAAUGGCCAUCGAGAGAGACCUAGAGAGGUGCGAGGGCUUCAGGCCUCUCAGCACAGGUGUCAGCCCGCUUGCGUUCAUCCAAGGCCUGAGCCACCCCCUGUCAACUCUGACCGACAGCCACCAGGCCUGCCAGUACACGCUGGACCCCAAGAGGAAGCACGUGUCAGAAGCCAGAUGCCAAGAGCAACACCUGUUCCUGCCUUUCUCCUACAGAAAUAAAUAUGGUGUGAAGACACAGGUCACGCAGACUCUGACACUGGAAGACACACCCAAGCUCAACAGCAGAUUCUUUGAUGAAGGUGGUGAGGAGGCGAGUCUGGCCUUUGAAAGCACCAAGUCCACAUCCCCACCAAAGCAGGCCGAGGCUGCUCUGAGUACCCUCCAGGAGCUGCAGAAACUGAGCGAGGAGUCCAGGCGAGCCGGCCUCUUCAGCAGGCUGGUGACGGAGUUGCGAAGCCUGGACAGUGAAGCCAUCACCAGCCUUCUGCCCAGGCUGAUGGAGGAGUCCAGCCCUAUCACCCUACAAGCCUUAAUCCAGUGUGGGCAGCCCCACUGUUACACCUACAUCCUCCGGUGGCUGCAAAGGGAGAAAGCCAACCCACUUCUGAUUGAUAUUGUCACCUACCUGAUGGCCCUGAUCCCAGGAUCCUCCUCAGAGAGGCUGCAGGAGAUCUUCAACACUGCCAAGGAGCAGCGGAGCCGGGCCACCCUGUAUGCACUGAGUCACGCCGUCAACCAAUACCCCGGGACAAGCCUGCCCACGGCCAGCGUAGAGCUGCAAGACAUUGCCAACUUUCUGCUGGAACAGAUUCGCGAUGACUGCACGGGGCCUGAGGAUCACACCUACCUGAUCCUCAGGGUCAUUGGAAAUAUGGGCAGAACUCUAGGGCAGGUAUCGCCCAGACUCACGUCUUCAAUCCUGAAGUGCAUCAGGAGCACAGAACCCUCGCUGCUGGUCCAGAAGGCUGCUGUCCAGGCCCUGAGAAAGAUGGAGCUCACGGAUGAGAUCCGGAAGGUCCUUCUGCAGACUUUCCUCCACGAAGCUGCCCCAACAGAGAAGCGACUGGCAGCCUACCUCGUGCUCAUGAGCGGCCCUUCCCAGUCAGACAUCAGCACAGUCACCCAGCUCCUCCCAAGAGAGCAGAACCAGCAGGUGAAGAACUUCGUGGCUUCCCACAUGGCUAACAUCCUAAACUCAGAAGACUUGUAUGUGCAAGACUUGAAAACAGUAGUAGAAGGAGCUCUGAAAGAAUCACAGCUCCCAACACUCAUGGACUUCACCAAAUUUUCCCGCAAUUAUCAGCUCUCCAAAUCUGUGUCUCUUGCAUCCCUCGACCCAUUCUCGGGCAAAAUUGAAGGAAAUCUCAUAUUCGACCCAAACAGUUACCUCCCUAAGGAAAGCAUGUUGAAAACAACCCUCACAGUGCUUGGGUUGGCUCCGCUCGACCUCAUUGAGAUUGGUUUGGAGGGAAAGGGCUUUGAGCCAACGUUGGAAGCUCUUUUUGGGAAACAAGGAUUUUUCCCAAACAGUGUCAACAAAGCCUUGUACUGGGUUGAUGGUCAAGUACCUGAUGACAUCUCCAGUGUCUUGAUGGACCACUUUGGCUACACCAAAGAUGACAAACGUGAGCAGGACAUGGCCAAAGGCAUCAUGUUCAGUAUUCAGAAUCUGCUCAAAGACUUGAAAUCCAAGGAAUUCCCUGAAGCCAGGGCCUACCUUCAAGUCUUGGGAGAGGAACUUGGCUUUGUCCGGCUCCAGGACCUCAAGCUCUUAGGAAGACUACUGAUGAACGGGGUCCAGUCUCUGCGGGGGAUCCCCCAAAUGAUUGAAGAUGUACUCAAGAGAGGCUCAAAGAAUGGUUUGUUUCUCCACUACAUCUUCAUGGACAACGCCUUUCAACUCCCCACUGGGCUCGGGUUACCAGUGCACGUGUCCUCCUCGGGCAUCCUGACACCUGGACUCAAGGCGGGACUCAAGCUGGAACUAUUAAACAUGGACAUGGAGCUGGUGGCACAGCCCUCGGUGUCUGUGGAGUUUGUGACAACAAUGGGCCUCGUCAUUCCAGACUUUGCCAGAAGCGGGGUCCAGAUGAACACCAACUUCUUCCAUGAGACAGGCCUGGAAGCACGCAUGACUUUAAAAAACAGACAGCUGAAAUUCACCCUUCCUUUGCCAAAGAAGCCAAUCAAGCUAUUCAGUUUUAGCAACACCAUCCAUUUAGUCACAACGUCCAGAACGGAAGUGAUCCCCUCGCUGGUCUUUGACAGACAGUCCUGGUCAACCUGCAGGCCCUUCUUGCCUGGCCUGAACUACUGCAUCAUGAGUGACUACUCCAAUGCCACAUCCACAGACUCUGGCUUCUACUCUCCCCUGCUUGGGGAAACCAGAUUUGUCCUGGAACUGAGGCCCACGGGAGCCGUGAGGCAGUAUUCUGCCAGCGCAGCCUACGACAUCCUGCGAGAGGGAGAAGCCUUGGUGGACACGUUGAAGUUUGUAACUCAAGCCGAAGAUUUGCAGGGAACCACCAUGACCAUGGCAUUCAGGUACAACCGCCAGCGGAAGGUUUUCUCUACUGAACUUCAGGUCCCACCUCUGGAUGUCGACCUUAGCACAGUCCUCAGAGUCAGUGAUGAGUCUGCUGAGGGUAAGAAGUCUUACAAGCUCACCUUGGACAUUCAGAACAAGAAAAUCACAGAGGUCACUCUCACUGGUCACAUUAGCUGUGACGGAAAGAAAGGAGGCAAAAUCAGAGGAGUGAUUUCCAUACCACGGUUGCAGGCAGAGGCCAGAAGUGAGAUUCACACUGUGUGGUCUCCUACAAAACUGCUCCUCCACAUGGACUCAUCUGCCACAGCUUACGGCUCAACAAUUUCCAAGAAGGUGGCAUGGCACUAUGAUGAAGAGAAAAUGGAGUUUGAAUGGAACACAGGCACCAAUGUGAAUACCAAAAAAGUGGCUUCCAAUCUUCCCCUGGACCUUUCUAGUUACCCUAAAAGGCUGCAUGAAUACACCAGCAGCCUCUUGGACAACAGAAUUCCUCAGACUGACAUGACUUUCCGGCACAUGGGUUCCAAAUUAGUAGCUGCAACAAACACAUGGCUUCAACAUGUGUACAGGAAUUUCCCUUCCACUGAGAAAGUACAGGAUCAUCUCAGUGGCCUGAAAGAGUUAUACCUCCAAGAAAUGAGAAUUCCAGAAUUUCACAUGCCAGAAAACCUCUUCUUGAAAAGUGAUGGUCGGGUCAAAUACAUCUUGAACAAGAACAGCCUAAAAAUUGAGAUCCCUCUGCCUUUCGGUGGCAAAUCUUCUAAAGAUCUAAAGAUGUGGGAUACGGUUCGGACACCAGCCCUCAACUUCCGGUCCGUGGGCAUCUCCCUGCCAUCUCGAGAGUUCCAAAUGCCCACGUUCACCAUUCCCAAGUUGUAUGAACUGCAUGUGCCCUUGCUGGGGAUGCUAGAUGUCUCCACAAACGUCUACAGCAACUUGUACAAUUGGUCAGCCCUUUACACUGGUGGCAAUAGCAGCAAAGACCACCUGAGCCUUCAGGCUUUGUACCAAGUGAAGGCUGACUCUGUGGUUGACCUGCUGUCCUACCAUGUGCAAGGAUCUGGAGAAACAACAUACGACCACAGAAAUACAUUCACAGUAUCUUGUGAUGGGAUUCUACACCACAAAUUGUUGAAUUCAAAUCUCAAAUUCAGUCAUGUAGCCAAGACUGGAAACAACCCUGCUUCAAAAGGCCUGUUGACCUUCGACGCAUCUAGUCCCUGGGGACCACAGAUGUCUGCUUCAGUACAUCUGGACUCAAGGAAGAAGCAGCACUUGUAUGUCAAGGAAGUCAGGAUGGACGGGCAAUUCAAGGUCUCUUCAUUCUACAGCAAUGGUGUCUACAGCCUGUCUUACCAGAGGGAUCCAAUGAUUGGCCAGCUCCAUGGGGAGUCCAGCCUGAGGUUCAACUCCUCUUACAUUCAGGGAACCAACCAGGUAACAGGAAUGUAUGAAGAUGGAACCUUUUCCCUCAUUUCCGCCUCUGAUCUGCAAGAUGGCCUCCUGAAAAACACUGCCUCCUUGAAAUAUGAGAACGCUAAGCUUACUCUGAAUUCUGACACCAGUGGGCAGUAUGAGGACUUUGUCACUUCGAGCAAAGUGGACCUGAGCUUCUCCAAGCACAGUGCGUUGCUCCGUUCUGAAUACCAGGCUGACUACAGGUCUCUGAGACUCUUCUCUCUGAUGUCUGGAUCUCUGACUGCCCAAGGUCUUGAGUUAAAUGCAGACAUGCUAGGCACAGACAAAGUAAACAGUGGUGCUCACAAGGCAACGCUAAAAAUAGGCCGGGAUGGGAUAUCUACCAGUGCAACAAGCAACUUGAAGUUCAGCCCCCUGGUACUGGAAAAUGAGCUGAACGCAGCUCUUGACCUCUCGGGGUUAUUGAUGAGACUGACAUCAAAUGGACGCUAUCGGGAACACAAUGCAAAAUUCAGCCUGGAUGGAAAAGCUGCCCUCACAGAGUUAUCAGUGGGAAGUGCUUAUCAGGCAACCAUCCUGGGUGCCGAUAGCAAAAACGUGUUCAAUUUCAAGCUCAACCAAGACGGCCUUAAGCUUUCAAAUGACCUGCUGGGCUCUUAUGCUGAAAUGAAGUUCGACUAUACCAACAACCUGAACAUCGCAGGGCUGUCACUAGACUUCUCUUCAAAACUUGACAGUAUCUACAGCUCUGACAAGUUCUAUAAGCAGCUCUUGAGUUUACAGCUUCAGCCAUACUUCCUUGUCACCACGUUGAACAAUGACCUGAAGUUUAAUGCUCUGGGUCUGACCAAUCACGGGAAACUACGGCUGGAGCCUCUGAAGUUGAAUGUGGGCGGAAGUGUAAAGGGAGUCUACCAGGAUGAUGAAAUCAAACACGUCUACACCGUGUCUUACGCCGACAUAUCAGCAAGUUAUAAAGCAGACACUGUCGCCAGGGUGCAGGGGGCAGAGUUGAAUCAUCGGCUCAACACUGAAAUCGCUGGGCUUGCUACAGCCAUUGACAUGAGCACCAACUACAAUUCGGACUCUCUGCAUUUCGGCAAUGUUUUCCAUGCUGCAGUGGCCCCAUUCACAGUGACAGUGGAUGCCCACACAAAUGGCAAUGGGAAGCUGAUCCUCUGGGGUGAUCACACUGGGCAGUUGUACAACAAAUUCCUAUUGAAGGCAGAACCUCUGACCUUCACUCUGACUCAUGAUUACAGAGGCUCCACCAACCACCAUCUCAAGUCCAAGAGGAGUCUUAGUACUGCUCUGAAUCACAAAGCCAAUGUGCUUCUCACUCCAGCAGAGCAGACAGGCUCCUGGAAAAUCAAGACCCAGUGGAACAAAAAUGAAUACUACCAGGACUUUGAUGCCUACAACACAAAAGACAAAGUUGGUGUGGAAUUCAGUGGCCGGGCCCUGGCUGACCUCACCAUGCUGGAUGGCCCAAUCUCAUUGCCAUUUUUGUCCAGUAAGCCCAUCAAUGUAAUCGAUGCUUUUGAGAUGAGGGAGACGAUUGACCAGCCCCAAGAAUUUGCUGUGGCUGCUUCUGUGAAAUAUGAUAAGACUCAAGAUGUCCACACCAUCAACCUCCCAUUUCUAAAACUCCUGCCAGAGUACUUUGAGAAGAACCGAGCUUUGGUUAUAACUGCACUAGAAGCCAUACAGAAGGAAUUAAAACAUGUCAAUAUCGAUCAAUUCAUGAGGAAAUACAGAGCAGCCUUGGACGGAUUCCCACAGCAACUUAAUGAUUAUCUGGAUGCAUCCAAUUGGGAGAGACAAGUUGCAAGCGCCAAGGAGAAACUAAAAGCAUUCACAAAAAAUUACAAAAUUACAGAAAAUGAUCUCAAAAUGGCAUUGGACAAUGCCAAAAUCAACCUUAAUGAAAAAUUAUCUCAACUACAAACAUAUGUGAUACAAUUUGAUCAGUAUAUUAAAGAUAGUAAUGAUUUAAAUUAUGUUAAAAUAGUUAUUACCAAAAUUAUUGAACGAAUCAUUGAAAAAUUACAAAUCCUUGAUGAGCAUGCAAAUUUAGUAAAAGCCCUCCAAGAUCUAUCUUUACUUAUUGAAAAGAUUGAUUUUCACAGAAUCAAUAGUAGAAUUGCUUCCUGGGUAGAAAAUAUGGAUAAUAAUUAUCAAAUCAGAAUCCAGAUACAAGAAAAAUUACAGCAAAUCAAGACACAGAUUGAGAUUAUAGAUACCCAGCAUCUUGCUGGGAAGUUAAAACAGCAACUUGAGACUUUUGAUGUCAAAGUGCUUUGGGACCAGUUGAGAGCUACAAUUCCAUUUCAAAAAAUAAAAGAAAUUAUUGAGCAUGUCGAGUACCGUGUGAUAAGUCUUAUUGAAGGCUUAAAAGUAACUGAGAAAGUCAAUACUUUUAUAGUCAUAAUCCAUAAGUUAAUUGAGUUAUAUGAAAUCGACCAACACACUCAGGUUUUAGUAGAUAAAUUAGUACAGCUCGCCAAUCAAUACAAGUUGAAGGAGACAGUUGAAAAGAUAAGUAAUGCCUUACGACAUGUUGAGAUGAAAGUUCACUUUGAGAAAUUGCUUAGCUUGAUUGAUGAUGCUACCAAGAAGCUUAAAACAUUGUCUUUUGAAACUUUCAUUGAAGAAGUAAACAGAUUCCUUAACAUGUUGGUCAAGAAAUUACGGUCAUUUGACUAUCACCAGUUUGUAGACACGACCAAUAACAAAAUCCAUGAGGUCACUCGAAGAAUCAACAGUGAGAUCCAGGCUCUGGAACUUCCACAGAAAGCCAAAGCCCUCAAACUGUUUGUAGAUAGCAUUAAGGUCAUGGUUUCAGACAUUUGGGAAAAGGUAAAGAACAUCAAAAUAACCUUAUUCUUUGACUGGUUACAGGAUCCUUUAAGUUCAGCAUCUUUAACUUACAUGAGAGAAAAAUUCCUAGGAACCCUAGAAGACAUCCGAGACCGACUGUAUCAGAUGGACACUCAGCGGGAAAUUGAGCGGUACUUAUCCCUGCUAGGUCACAUAUACAGCACACUGGUCACUUAUGUUUCCGAUUGGUGGAUUCUUGCUGCAAAGAACCUUACUGACUUUGCAGACCAGUAUUCUAUCCAAGACUGGGCUAAAAAGAUGAAAGUUUUGGUAGAACAAGGGUUCACUGUUCCUGAAAUUCGAACCAGCUUUGGGACCAUACCUGCUUUCGAAGUCAGCCUCCAUGCUCUUCAAGCAGCUACCUAUCAGACUCCUGACUUCAUAGUCCCCCUUACAGACCUGAGGAUCCCAUCCAUUCAGAUAAACUUCAAGAAGCUGAGAGAUAUAAAAGUCCCUUCCAAGUUUUCCACCCCAGAAUUCACUGUCCUCAAUGUCUUCCACAUUCCUUCCUUUACAAUUGACCUGAUAGAAAUCAAAGCAAAAAUCAUCAGAACCAUUGACCAAAUGCUGAGCAGUGAGUUGCAAUGGCCAGUUCCAGAAAUAUACCUGAGAGAUAUGAUGCAGGUAGAUGACGUGCUUGCUGGAAUCACUCUCCCGGAUGUCCAUUUCCCAGAAAUCAUGGUUCCAGAAUUUGUCAUUCCAAAUCUUGACCUGACAGAUUUUCAGCUUCCAGACCUUCACAUACCAGAAUUCCAGCUCCCCCGUGUCUCACACACAAUCCAAGUUCCUACUUUUGGCAAGCUGUACAGCACUUUGGAAAUCCAGUCUCCUCUUUUCACAUUCAACGCCAAUGCUGACAUCAAGAAUGUCACCACUCCUUCGAGCAAUGUAGAGAUGGUGGCUUCCAUCGUCGCCAAAGGUGUGUCCAAAGUAGAGGCUCUCAAUUUCCAUUUUCAAGCAAACGCACAACUCUUAAGCCCUAAGGUGGACCCACUGGUGCUGAAGGAAUCCCUGAGGUUCACACACAAGUACCUGAACACAGAGCAUAGCAGUGAGGUGCUGUUUUUUGGAAAUGCUGUGGAGGGGAAAUCAAGCACAGUGGCUGACUUGCACACAGACAAAAAUGCACUGGAGUUUAGUAAUGGGGUGUUCCUUAAAAUAAAUAGUCAGCUCACACUGGACAGCAAUACCAAGUACUCCCACAAGCUAAAUAUCCCCACAUUUGACUUCUCCAGUCAGGCUGACCUACGCAAUGACAUCAAAACCCUGCUGGAAGUUGGGCACGUAACCCUGUCUUCUUCCGGAACAGGGUCGUGGAAAUGGGCCCACCCCAAGUAUUCAGAUGAGGGAACACAUGAAUCUCAAAUUAAUUUCGCUAUGGAAGGACCCAUCACUUCCUUUGAAUUGACUAAUAAGGUCAACAGCAAGCACCUGAAACUCAACCAGAACGUGGGCUUUAAAUCUGGCUUCCUUAAUUUUUCCAAGUUUGAAAUCCAGUCUCAAGUGGAAUCCCAGUACUUGGGCCAUAGCAUUCUAACAGUUAAAGGCAUAGCCCUGCUUGGGGAAAAGAAGGCAGAGAUAACUGGCAGCCAUAAUGCUUAUUUAAGUGGAAAAGUUAGUGGGACUCUGAAGAAUUCUCUUUUCUUUUUGAUCCAACCAUUUGAGAUCACUGCAUCCAGCAAUAAUGAAGGGAAUUUGAAAGUUGUUUUCCCAUUGAAACUCACGGGGAAGAUAGACUUCCUGAAUAAUUAUGCACUACUCCUAAGCCCCAGUGCCCAGCAAGCAAGCUGGCAAGCAGGUGCCAGGUUCAAUCAGUACAAGUACAGUCAUAAUUUCUCUGCUGGCAACAAUGAGAACAGCAUGGAGGCCCAUGUAGGAAUGAAUGGAGAGGCCAACCUGGAUUUCUUAAACAUUCCUUUAACAAUCCCUGAAAUGGCUCUACCUUUCACAACACUCACAACUCCCCAGGUGAAAGAAUUCUCCUUAUGGGAAGAAGCAGGCUUGAAGAAAGUCUUGAAAACAACAAAGCAAUCAUUUGAUUUAAAUGUAAAGAUUCAAUACAUGAAAAACAAAAACCAGCAUUCCAUCUCAGUUCCCUUAGAGAGUGUGUAUGUGUUCAUUCACCGUAAUAUCAAUGACUUCAUGGGGAAAUUUGAGAAAGCCAGAGACAAGACAUUAGGUUUUCUUGCCAAAUCCUAUAACGAAGCAAGAUUUAAGUUUAAUAAAUCCCUCAAUGAGCAGCCCAGGACCUUCCAAAUUCCUGGAUACACUAUUCCAGUCAUCAAUCUUGAAGCGUCUCCAUUCACAGUAGAGAUGUUGCCAUUUGAUUACAUGAUCCCCAAGGAGAUCAUCACCCCCAACUUCACCAUCCCAGGUUCUGACUUUUCUGUAUCCUCCUAUAACUUAGCCCUGCCAUUUCUAGAACUUCCAGACCUUCAAAUCCCUGGGUACCUUCCUCAAUUUUCUCUUCCAGAAUUCAAGGCAAUGAGCUUCCCAGUUCCAGCUCUGGGAAACAUUACCUGUGAUUUCUCCUUUAAAUCUAGUCUCAUUACACUGAAUACCAACGCUGGACUUUAUAACCAAUCAGAUCUUGUCGCUCAUUUUGUUUCCUCCUCUUCUUCUGUCUUUAGUGCGCUACAGUACAAAUUAGAGGGCACUUCAAGUUUGACUAGGAAAAGAGGAUUGAAGGUAGCCACUGCUUUAUCUCUCAAUAACAAAUUUGUGGAAGGCAAGCAUGACAGUACCAUUAGCUUAACCAAGAAAAACAUGGAAGCAUCAGUGACAACAGUGGCAAAAGUCCACACUCCAGUUCUGAGAAUAAGUUUCAAGCAGCAACUCAAUGGGAAUACCAAGUCAAAUCCUACCAUCUUAUCAUCCGUUGAUUUUGAGUAUGAUUUCAACUUCCACAGAGUGUACACCACUGCCACAGGGGAAGUUAACCACAAACUCAGUUUAGAAAGCCUUACCUCGUACUUGGCUAUCGAGUCAUCCACCAAAGGAGAUAUCAAGGUUCUUGUCCUUUCACAGCAAUACUCAGGAAAUAUCGCUAAUGAGGCCAGCAUUUAUUUGAACUCAAAGGGAACUCGGGCUUCAGUGAAGUUGCAAGGGGCUUCUAGAAUUGAUGGUCUCUGGAACCUUGAGGUAAAGGAGAAUAUUGCUAGUGAAGCCACUCUCCAGAGAACAUAUGCCAUAUGGGAACACAGUACGGAGAACCACUUACAGCUAACGGACCUCUUGAUAACAUCUGGAGAACACAGAAGCAAUGCUACUCUGGAGCUCUCUCCAGGGAAGAUGAUAGCCCUUGUUCAGGUCCAUGCAAGCCAGCUGAGUCCAUGGCUUGAUAUCAGGCGCUUUGUCCAGGAAGUGUCCCUGAGUGCUACCACUGAGAACCAAAAGGUUAUCUGGAAAGGUGAGGUCCAGGUACCUUCUGGGUCUCUCCAAAACAAUGUACAGCUUUCCAAUGACCAAGGAGAAGCAUGUGUUGACAUUGCUGGUUCUUUAGAAGGACAUCUAUCAUUCCUCCGUGAUAUUUUCUUACCAGUUUAUGACAAGAACUUGUGGGACCUUCUCAAGCUGGAUGUAACCACCAGCAUUGAUAGGAAGCAGUAUCUUCAGGCUUCCACUGCUCUUGUAUACACCAAAAACCCCAAAGGUCAUCUUGUCUCCAUCCCUGUGCAAGAACUGGUUAGUAGAUUCAUUAUCAACAAGUAUCUUAGUGCUUCUCCUUUCGUUCUUGACAUACCCAUAUUCCCCAAAAUGAUAUUCUCCCACGCUGAGGUAUUAACAAAGUACUCUGAAGCGGAAGGAUCUUCAGUUCCCUUUUUUGAGAUAUUUGUGCCUGAAUCUCAGCUAACUGUGUCCCAAAUCACCCUUCCAAAAAGGAUUUCAGUUGGAAAUAGUGUUUGGGAUCUAAACGAGGUGGCCAGAGAAAUAGCAGAGUUUGAAUGGCCGACCACUGUCAUGCCUGAGCAGACCAUUGAGAUUCCCUCCAUGAAGUUCUCUCUACCUACUGGGAUUUUAGUCCCUUCCUUUGGAACACUGACUGCACAUUUCGGGCUGACCUCUCCCUUGUAUAACUCCACAUGGAGUGCUGGAUUGAAAAACAAAGCAGAUCAUGUGGAGACAUUCCUGGAAUCCACAUGCAGUUCAACCAUCCAGUUCCUGGAAUAUGAGCUAAAUGUUAUGGGAACACACAAAUUUGAAAAUGGUGCUAUGGUCUGUAAGACUAGAGGAACGUUUGCACACCCUGACUUCAGCGCAGAAUACCAGGAAGAUGGCAGAUAUGACAAGCUUUGGGACUGGAGAGGAGAGUCUCGCCUUGACAUCCUCAGCCCAACAUUCACCGAUAUCCAUCUGCACUAUCAAGCAGAUGAGAAUACCCUCUCCUCUCUGGUGGUCUCCCCAGCCUUGGGCACGGUGGCCAUGCAACUGGAAGACAAAGACAGUAUCUUCAAAGUGAACGUCUACUACCGCCCUGAGUCCUCUCCAGAUAAAACACUCACCAUCAUCAAACUUGAAGAUUUUGAAACUUCUAAAGAUUUCAAAAUAGAAGUUAGCUGGGAAGAAGCUUCUGAGUUGCUAAACUCCCUCAAAGACAAAGUGCCCAAGGCCACAGAGGCCCUUUCUAACUAUGUCAAUAAGUACCACCAAGAGUACACGGGUCUGAAUCUGAGAGACGCUUCUCUAAAACUGAGAAGAAGUCUACGAACCAGCGCCGAAAGGGUCUACCAAGGAGCCAAGUGGCAGAUAGAUGAAGUCCAGAGCAGUAUCCAGAGAACAGUCAGAGAAACAAAGAGAAACUAUCAGCAGUGGCAGGACAAAGCCCAGAAUCUGUAUCAGGAACUGCUGGCUCAGGAGGGUGGAGUUAACUUCCAGAGAUUCCAGACUCAGGUGUUUGACGGUUUGAUUGGAGUUACUCGGGAGUCAAAUAAGACAGUCACACAUCUAAUUGACUCUUUCGUUGAGUUCCUGAGAUUCAACAAACUCCGGCUCCCAGGAAGAAUUGGAGUCUACACGGGAGAUGAACUCUGUAACAUGGUCCUGAGGGAAGUAGGGAAGGUAUUGCUCCAGGUACAUUCCGCAAUCCUUGAUGGAUUGGAAAUGGUGGUUUCCUAUUCCCAAGACCUGAUAGAGAACUCUGAAUUAAUCAAGUACCUACAAAUUAAAUUUGCUUUAAAAAGCCAUGGAGUAAUAGAUCCACUUUUAGAGUGGGUGGACCCACUGAAUCUGUUUGCUUUAUCAGAAAUUAUCAAGCAGCCAUUGAAUGACCUGCUCUUUAUCAACACUACAGAGACGUUACAUGAUCUUCAGGAAUUUUUCCAAUUUAUUUUCCAAGAUGUAGAAAUAAGACUUUUAUAUGUCAGGGAGAAGAAACUUUCUUAUCUCAUUAAUGCUUCCCUACAAGAGAUCAGCAUCCUCUUCAGACAGUAUGCUCUAUAUGCUUUUGAAUUCCUGAGAGAAAAUAUCUACCUAACCUUUGGUAGGCUCAAUGAACUUAUUCAUAUCAGACUUCAGGAAGUUUCUCAACAGUUACAGAUCAUAAAGGAUAAUUGCAAAGAGUCUCUUGAUCAGUACAUGGUCACCUGGACAGUGAAAUAUUAUGAACUUGAAGAAAAGAUCAUCAGCCUUAUCAAGGUUGUCAUUGAUGUCUUAAUGGACUUCCACACCAAAUAUAGUGACAGUGCAUCUGGCCUUACUUCCCAUCUCUUAAGUCAAGUUGAACAAUUUGUACAGAAAGAUAUCCAAGAAUAUCUGGGCAUAAAUCCUUGCUGAUCCAGACAGAAAAAGAAAGAGAGAAUACUGAAGAGCUUUCUACCAGUGCUCAGGGAAUAAUUACAAACUGGACUGUUGUUGAAAUGGAAAAAAAAAAUCACUUUCAGUUUCCCCCCAGCAGGUCAGAUAUAAAUGAAAAGCUUUUUAUUUUAUUUUUUUUAUUAGACCAAUUCUCUCUAAAUAAAAAUUGCUCUGAGAGAAAUGAUUCUCGCAUUCUAAUUGUUACGUAGCAAUCCUCCAUGUUCAUUCUGCUGCUCCAAUUAUGCUUUCACGUAGUAAGGGGGAACGCCAACCAUCCACUAAGCCAGUCUUGCUGCAGGCACCAGCUUGUCUCAAGCAAAUGUGUGUGUGAACUGGGCCUUCUCUGGAGCUGUUGUCAGAAUCCUGAGCAGUCUCAGAAUCUGGGAAAUUGCAACAUUGUUAAGGAACUUCAGUAUCCGGGUAAUUUUGCUGAACUUGGGAGGAAGGGAGAACAAAUAAAUGAAUGUUUUCUCAUGA